Rattus rattus (black rat) is the source of this 2068-nucleotide messenger RNA. It is a transcript of the gene Hdhd2, whose product is annotated as haloacid dehalogenase like hydrolase domain containing 2. The transcript is spliced from 7 exons. Bases 100 to 879 code for a protein of 259 amino acids. The record is from RefSeq and is a predicted model, not a curated record. Lineage: Eukaryota; Metazoa; Chordata; Mammalia; Rodentia; Muridae. Gene Ontology annotation, molecular function: phosphatase activity. Gene Ontology annotation, biological process: dephosphorylation.
GGAACUUCCGGUGCGUCAGGACUGCAUCCGGGUCGGGAGGUGUGCUCGGCAGCGCGCGGGCCUUUCCAGAGGACGACCGGGCUGCGAGGGGAAUGAAGGAUGGCAGCGCGCCGUGUGUUAAAAGCUGUUUUGGUAGAUCUCAGUGGCACACUUCACAUUGAAGAUGCAGCUGUGCCAGGCGCACAGGAAGCUCUUAAAAGGUUACGUGCCGCUUCUGUGAUGGUUCGGUUUGUGACCAACACAACCAAAGAGAGCAAGAGAGACCUACUGGAAAGAUUGCGAAAACUGGAGUUUGAUAUCUCCGAAGAGGAGAUCUUCACCUCUCUGACCGCAGCCCGAAACUUAAUAGAGCAGAAACAAGUCAGGCCCAUGCUACUGGUUGAUGACCGUGCACUGCCUGAUUUCACAGGAGUUCAAACCCACGAUCCCAACGCCGUGGUCAUAGGACUGGCCCCAGAGCAUUUUCACUACCAGCUUCUGAAUGAAGCAUUUCGGCUGCUUCUGGAUGGAGCCCCUCUGAUAGCUAUCCACAAGGCCAGGUACUACAAGAGAAAAGAUGGCUUAGCCCUGGGACCAGGACCAUUUGUGACUGCCUUAGAGUAUGCCACAGACACGAAAGCCAUGGUAGUGGGAAAGCCAGAGAAGACAUUCUUUCUGGAAGCAUUGAGGGACACCGACUGUGCACCAGAGGAGGCCGUCAUGAUAGGAGAUGAUUGCAGGGAUGAUGUUGAUGGGGCUCAGAACAUUGGCAUGCUGGGCAUCUUAGUUAAAACUGGGAAAUACAAAGCAGCAGAUGAAGAGAAAAUUAAUCCACCUCCCUACCUAACAUGCGAGAGCUUCCCUCACGCUGUGGACCACAUCCUGCAGCAUCUCCUGUGAUCCAGCGUGUGUUGUCCGGACUGGAUGCCAUUUCUGACAAGGUGGCAUCAGCAGGCUGCGCCAUGCAGUGCUCAUCCUGUUUAACCCUUUCAUUACAUUAAUUAGGAACAGGGGUAUUGAAUUGCAGCCAGCCCUAAACCUUGCUAAUCUCUCUUGUCUUAUAAAAGAAGAGACCUGAAGAAAGGGAGAGCUGGCAUAUUCCGUGCUAUUGAGUUAAGAUGCUCAUCCGGGUCAUGGGGCUGGGAGGACGGCUCCUGCUAGUGUGGAGAAACAGCAGUGGUUCUCCAUUUCUCUAUGGCGGAAGCGAGAGGGAUCCUCUGUAUGACUGGCUCACACAGAGGUGCCCUGAGAGGUGCAUUAGGCUGUCAUCAAGAUGCCGGAGUCAGCCGUGGAGGCCAGCAGACAAACCACAGAGCAGCAAGGUAGCAGCAGCACGGCGAGCCCUUCAGCUGAGGUGCAGUGAAGCUGCUUUAACAGAUGUGGAAAGCCAGAUCUUCCACUGUAUUCCCAGCACAGAUGACUUUUUUCUCUUCAUUAGCCAGAGAUGACUAAUUUAAGUUUAGAACCCGAAUUUAAUUUAAAAUAAUAUUUCCAUUAAUAACCUAUUCAUUGCAGAUACCUAUUAUACUGUGUAACAGUUGUUUUGGAAAUUUUAUGUAAAAUUAAAACUAUCAGUAUUUUACAGAUGUUUUAAUUAGACAUUGUUAUUAACAGGAACAGUGCAGAAACCAAAAUCAAGCCUUUAAUGUCUUAUAGACCGUGCAUUUUUGAAGUUAGUGUCCACCAGGGACCUAUUAACUGUACAUUUGCAAGAUUUCAUUAUUUUUGCCUCUGACACUAUGGGAGAAAUCUUUUAGGAACUAUUGGGACAGAUUCAAGCUUUUAUGUACUUCUUACUACAGUUGUAAAAUGAGAUCUCGUCUCGGUGCCUGGAUUAUUCUUCUCAUGUUAAACCCACCCAAAUGAAGGAGACGAAGUCGGUAAUGAUUUUCCUGGUGCAUUUGCAUGCUGUUCUAAUCCAAGGCCGUGGCAAUUGUUUUACAGGGCUCUUGGGCACUGAAUUAUUAGAAUGUAAUUGUGCAUCAUCACAGUGCUCACCUUAUUGAGGCACACGCUAAUGUUAAUGAGCUUCAGGCUUUGAUGCUUGUUUAGAGAUCAGCUCCGUCUUAGAACAAAGCUAAAGAAAUGG